Callorhinus ursinus (northern fur seal) is the source of this 4235-nucleotide messenger RNA. It is a transcript of the gene GPBAR1, whose product is annotated as G protein-coupled bile acid receptor 1. Gene Ontology annotation, molecular function: G protein-coupled bile acid receptor activity. Gene Ontology annotation, biological process: G protein-coupled receptor signaling pathway. NCBI's taxonomy places the organism in Eukaryota, Metazoa, Chordata, Mammalia, Carnivora, Otariidae. The record is from RefSeq and is a predicted model, not a curated record. Gene Ontology annotation, cellular component: plasma membrane.
ACUGACUGAGCCACCCAGGCGCCCCAGCUUUUUCUUUUUUUUUUAAAUGGGAUAGUAUAGAUCAGAGUACAUCACAUUUCUCAAGGGUAGGUAUUGAUUUUGGAGUGUAUUUUGGUUAUGUACACACAUCUUGAUUAGAUUAUAAAACACCUUUUUUUACUGUGGGUCACCGUCAAGAAAUCUGAAAGCUAUAGGUCAUUCAGUCACCUGGACUCCACGGAAAUGGGCUCUUAGUUCGGGGCUCAGGGCCCAUCCCAACAAACCUGUGCACUGGGGAGGGGUGGCCCCUUGUCACCCACUUCCGGUGGGUGGCAGACCUGGAAAAGGAAGUACCCGCUGCUGCGUCAGCCCUGUCCUGGGCAGCCCAUACUUAGCAGUUGCCGUUUCCAUUCCCUUUGGUCUCAUUGGAAGUGAAAAACCUUGUCCCAGCAGCUCCUGAGGCCAAAGACCCAAGCCUGCGUCUGCUCUGGGGUCUCUUGAGUUCAAGCAAUGCUACACCCUUCCAGGGAUUGCUGAAACACUGCAGUGGCCCGGAGGGGGCCGUGGAGAGUCUGAACCCUAACAGGAAGGAACAGGGUUUCUUCUGCCCAGAGACCUGGCUCAGGGCUUCCUGAGGCCAAAGUCCUGGCCAGGAUUGUACCCGGGGCCCUCCAGAGGCUCCCAAGGGCUUGUCUGCGCUUGCCUGAGGGGAGUGAAGAGUGUUGACAGCGGCUCCUGGAGGCCAGCCAGGGUCCAGAAAGCCCCGGGGCUUCCUUGCCUCCACUUGUCCAGUUAGCAAGUGCCCCAGCCCCUGCUUACCGCACCCACCCGACCCCGGGCCCCCAAGGUCAGCAAAGAGCUGCCAGUAUCCAGAGAACGGAGUGGACGAAGGAGGCCUAGGAGGAUUCCCCGGCGGGGUUGGGCCCUGCCGUAGAGGCUGUGCCUGAGGAGGGGACCCCGGAAACCGGCCUGCAGCUGGGAUGGAGGGUCUGGAAACUGCCUGCACCAGAGCCCUCCUGUGGGCCAAGGGUCUAGAAGGCCAGGGAUGAGCCGGUGCCAGAGCUGGAGGAGAGAAGGCCCAGAUGGUCCAGUGAGGAGGAGACAGGACCCAGGCUUCCCAGCCCCUGCCGCCUAAGCUGCCCCCUUCGGACGUCAUCCCACACACAUUGUUUAGACAAAGCAGUGAAGAAGAAACACAGACAUCCUGGAUCCCGAGGAGGCCAGGGCUGGGAACAGAAGGAGGUCUGUUUAUUCCUGGCAGCCCAACAUCUGACGGGCCCCACAGCCACUUGUGUCCAGGCCCCAGUCUGAACUCUCCCAGAGCCUCUGACUUCUGCCCGACCAGAGAGCGUGGGUCUGAGGGCCGGCUGCUGGAAGCCCGCGUCCUCUAGCCACCAGCUCGCUUGAGGAGGGUUUUGAGGCUGGAUGCUUUCCUCUUCCCACUUUUUGUCCCAACAGAAGUCCUGCCUCCCCGGGCCCCCUGACCCCUUGCAGGAUGGGCAGAGCUAGACCCCUCGGGUCGCCAGCCUUCAGCGCGGGUCUCCCUGCCCUUCCCCGCUGAGGGCGCAGAGGUCCCCUCGCUCCGUCUACCUGUGCUCUUGAGCAGGGAAGUCUUUCCUCCUGUCUCAUCUCUGGCAUUCUUGCUGCAGUUUGCUGCUCCCUCCCACUUCAGCCUGCUGCUUUCCAGCACCCCAAAGCCUCGCUUGAUACCAGUGAAAACGGGAGCAUCACACCUCUUGGCUCCCCAGCCUUGCACUCGCCCUUCCUCUCCUGUACCUGCCCUCCUUGCUGUCUGUGGAGCAGAAGUGCCAUCCCCUCUAGCUUUUCAUGAGCUAUCUGCCUUUCUCUACAGUUUUCUUAGCGGGGACAGGUGGCUGGAGGGAAGCAACAUGCAGAGGGCAGAAAUCCUAAAAAUGUUAACAGCUGCCUUUCACUGAGUGCCUGUGUGCCUAGUGCUCGUCCAAGUCUUCACGCAUUGGCUCGGUUAGUCUCGCCCUAGGGGAGCGCAAUAGAAGCCCCAUUCUGCAGAUGAGGAAACGGAGGCAAAGGAAUUUCAGUAAUUUGCCCAAGUUGACACAGCUAAACAACAAAAAAAAAGGAUCCCAGCCAAGAUUCUAAGAUUCAAACCCAGGCUUUCUGGGCUCACGCCUCUUAUUCAUCAUGGAGGCCUCCCAUUAAGUGUCAGACACUGGGAUAUACGCAGUCACAUAUGUUACUCCAUGAUAUUCCCCCAACAGCCCCGAGAGGUAGUUUUACUUGUUCCCCUUUUACAGGGGGGAAAAUUGAGGCCCAGAGGUUAGCUUGCCCCAUGCCACACCCCCAGAGCCAUUUUUACCUCACUGCCCAGAACUUGACUCAAGGCAGUUGAGAAAAGUGCGGAAUGACCCCCAAGUUCUAGAAGGUAAGUUUGGCUUUUAAGCCAAAAGGCCCAUCAGGUAAUAGGAUGGGAGGAUCCUCAAGCUCCAAACACCCCCAGCCCUGGCACCAUCAGACACUGCUCUUCAGAAUUAUGGAGCUGGGGGUGCUGUCAGCCAGCUGGCCACUCCAGGGGUUUAAGACUCAUCAAAUGUAAAUGUAUUCGCUGGGACAGGAAGUGGAGAGGGGGAGCCGGAACCCUGAUUAUUCAUUGAGUGGACAGCAUUUCUCCCAUUAGCUAGGCAGGCAGCAGGUGACAGGGCUCCAAGUUGGGUGACCUGAGGUAGGGGAUCUGCCACCUUGGUGGCAAGCUAUAGCUGGUGGCCGGAGAGGGGGCACAUGGGUACAGCACAGGGCGAGGGUACUGGACCAAGAUGGGAAGGCCUCCCAGCCCCUGCGGCCCAGCGUGUGCCAGGCCCCACCCCCCCAGAGGCGGGGCCAGGCUGAGCCCCACCCGCCCCAGCUCCAUCCCUCCAGAACCCAGGGCAGGGGCAGAGCCUGGGCAGCAGAGAGCCCCAGGGCCCUGCGGUCCCUGCGGAGUGGAAGCACCAUGUCCUCACCGGCCGGGACACCAGACAGCGCCAGAAGCCCUGCAGGCCUGCCUACGGCAACACCCUGACACUGAGGGGAAAGCCCAGGCUGGGCCAGGAACACCUGCCCCCAACAGCCAUGCCCGCCGACUGCUGCUCCAGGCGGCCCCCGUCCCCGGGCCCAAGAUGACACCCAACGGCACCAGGGAGGCGCCCAGCCCCGUCCCCGCGGGGGCCUUGGGGCUCUCCCUGGCCCUGGCCAGCCUCAUCGUCACUGCCAACCUGCUCCUGGCCUUGGGCAUCGCCCGGGAGCGGCAGCUGCGCCACCCGCCCGCUGGCUGCUUCUUCCUGAGCCUGCUGCUGGCCGGGCUGCUCACGGGGCUGGCGCUGCCCGCGCUGCCCGGCCUCUGGAGCCAGAGCCGCCGGAGCUACUGGCCCUGCCUCUUCCUCUACUUGGCGCCCAACUUCUCCUUCCUCUCCCUGCUCGCCAACCUCCUGCUGGUGCACGGCGAGCGCUACGCGGCCGUGCUGUGGCCCCUCCGGCCCCGCGGGAGCCCGCGGCUGGCCCUGCUCCUCACCUGGGCCGGCCCCCUGCUCUUUGCCAGCCUGCCGGCGCUGGGAUGGAACCGCUGGGCCCCCGGCACCAGCUGCAGCUCCCAGGCCGUCUUCCCCGCGCCCUACCUCUACCUCGAAGUCUACGGGCUCCUGCUGCCCGCCGUGGGGGCUGCCGCCCUUCUGUCCAUCCGCGUGCUGGCCGCCGCCCGCCGCCAGCUGAGCGACAUCCGCCGGCUGGAGCAGGCAGUGAGCCGUGGCGCGCCGUCGGCCCUGGCGCGGGCGCUCACCUGGAGGCAGGCGAGGGCGCAGGCCGGGGCCACGCUGCUCUUUGGGCUGUGUUGGGGGCCCUACGUGGUCACCCUGCUCCUCUCGGUCCUGGCCUUCGAGCAGCGCCCGCCGCUGGGGCCCGGAACUCUGUUGUCCCUCAUGUCGCUGGGCAGUGCCAGCGCAGCGGCCGUGCCCGUGGCCAUGGGGCUGGGUGACCAGCGCUACACAGGCCCCUGGAGGGCGGCCGCCCGGAGGUGCCUGCGCGCGCUGCAGAGGAGAGCCCCCGGCCCCGGCCCAGCCUACCACACCAGCAGCCAAAGCAGCAUGGACCUCGACCUGAACUGGGGCAAGGGCCUCUGCCGGCCCCUACUCGAAGCAUCUGUCCAUCUCGGCCACCGAGCCAGUCUCCUCUUGUCCCCAAGCCCCGGGAUCAGAGGCCCUGCCCUUAUGUGACCCCACCCUGACCAAAUAAACUCCUCUGGCCCAGUU